AGCGGAGCCGGGGCGGAGCGGGCCGAGCGGGCCGAGCCAGCAGCCGAGCUGGGGGCGCGGGCGGGCGGCAUGUACCGGGCCCGGGCGGCGCGGGCGGGGCCGGAGCCCGGCAGCCCGGGGCGCUUUGGGAUCCUCAGCACCGGGCAGCUCCGGGACCUGCUUCAGGAUGAGCCCAAGCUGGACCGGAUCGUGCGGCUCAGCAGGAAGUUCCAGGGCCUGCAGCUGGAGCGCGAGGCAUGCCUGGCCUCCAACCACGCGCUAGCCAAGGAGAACCUGGCAUUGCGGCCCCGCCUGGAGAUGGGCCGGGCUGCCCUCGCCAUCAAGUACCAGGAGCUUCGAGAGGUGGCCGAGAGCUGUGCGGACAAGCUGCAGCGACUGGGCCAUGGGUCCCGAAGGCAGGAGCUAUUUACUGUGGUCCCUCUGUGGCCUUCAGAGGAGAGCAUGCAUCGCUGGAGCCCCCACUGCGCACUGGGCUGGCUGCAGGCUGAGCUGGAAGAAGCUGAGCAGGAAGCUGAGGAGCAGAUGGAGCAGCUGCUGCUGGGGGAGCAGAGCCUGGAGGCCUUCCUGCCCGCCUUCCAGCGCGGCCGCGCCCUGGCCCACCUGCGGCGGACCCAGGCGGAGAAGCUGCAGGAGCUGCUGCGGCGCCGGGAGCGGUCUGCCCAGCCAGCCCCCACCGCUGCCGCGGACCCCCCCAGACCCUUCCCCGCCGCGGCCGUCCCGCCCACCGGGGCCGCCCGGGGGCCGCCGGCAGUGCCCCGGAGCCUGCCCCCCUUGGACUCCCGCCCCGUGCCCCCCCUGAAGGGCUCCCCCGGGUGCCCCCUGGGCCCGGCCCCUCUGCUGAGCCCUCGGCCCUCGCAGCCGGAGCCCCCCCACCGGUAGGAUCCGGCGUACGGCCCCCCGGUGGGGGGCCCAGAGAAACUUGAUCUGUGGCUCCUCCUCCUCCCCCACUGCCUGGGUGGGGGGAGGGGCAGGCCCCUCCCCCUGGCCUCAGGCAGUCCCCGGCCCUGGAGGCUGAGCUGGGGAGGAGGGUCACCUGGAAGUUGCCCAGAGAGCGGGCCGGAGGUGGGGUGGGCAGGGUGUCUCUGGCGCUGAGGAAACUCUGCCUUUUUUUCUUCCCCGGCUGGGGCCUCCCGAGUAAUGGGCCAGCCCCCGUGAAAGGACUUUCUGCCUGGGCGCCUGGAAAGGUGCCUGCUUCCCCCGCCCCGGGGACCCUGCCCAGGGGGCCGAAGCACCCUACCACUCCACUGGGCUGGCACAACGGGCGCGGGAGCGCCUUCCAUCGCGUCCUGCUCCUACCUUUCCCCAGUUCUGGGGCCCACAGCCUAGGAGCCAGGUGGUCAGACCCCAGCUGCGGGGCCGGGGACACCAUGGCCCUGGGGCUACUCUGUGCCCCACUCAUGCUCCGGUCGCUGGGGCAAGGUAGGCCAGGGGCUCCUGACCUGCACAGAUGAGAGUGGGCCAUCCCCAGGAAAGACCAUUCUGUAUUUUUCUGUCCCCGUCUCCUUAGAAUGGAACCUUUUUGAGGGCAGGUCCUUGUCUUUGUAUGUUCUGUCCCCAGCCCCACCUCCCAGGGGCCGUCAAUAAAUGUGAUGAUGAGGAUGA
This is a messenger RNA of Leopardus geoffroyi (Geoffroy's cat), 1602 nucleotides long. It is a transcript of the gene VPS37D, whose product is annotated as VPS37D subunit of ESCRT-I. Gene Ontology annotation, cellular component: ESCRT I complex. The coding region runs from base 70 to 879 and encodes 269 amino acids. Gene Ontology annotation, biological process: ubiquitin-dependent protein catabolic process via the multivesicular body sorting pathway; protein targeting to membrane; protein targeting to vacuole. The transcript is spliced from 4 exons. Lineage: Eukaryota; Metazoa; Chordata; Mammalia; Carnivora; Felidae. The record is from RefSeq and is a predicted model, not a curated record.